AUGUCCACCGAGCGCCGCAUAAAGGCUCUCAAGCUGAGAUUGAAGAGCCUAAUGACAUCGCUUAACAACAUCAAGGUGUUCGUCGAUGACUUCGACGAAGAAACUCAGCUCAACGAGGUUCCGGUCCGUUUGGAAAAUCUAACCAAACUUUGGUCGGAUUAUAGUACCGUUCAGAACGAACUGGAGUCGCUCGACGAAACGUCCCUGGACACACACCUGAAGGAUCGAACCACUCUUGAAACGACGUAUUAUCAGGUCAAGGGCUUCUUGCUGGCCCAUAAUAAAAUGCCAAUUAACCAGUACCCAAGUUCUCCAACUCAUUCAGAAACGCAUUUCCCUUCGUCGGCAUCGCAGGUGCGAUUGCCGGAUGUAAAACUGCCGGUCUUCGACGGGAAAUUGGAAAAUUGGCUAAACUUUCACGACCUGUAUAUUUCGCUCGUCCAUUCUGCUACGGGGCUUUCCAAUAUCCAGAAAUUUUAUUACUUACGGUCGUCGCUGUCGAGUGCCGCACUUCAGCUAAUACAAACAAUCCCUAUCAGCGCGAACAAUUAUCCGGUAGCAUGGAAACUGCUAUUGAAUCACUUCCAAAAUCCAGCACGACUAAAACAGUCGUAUGUAGAUGCACUGUUCGACUUUUCUCCUCUGAAACGUGAAUCUGCAGCAGAACUCCACAGCCUUGUGGAAAAAUUUGAAGCCAAUGUGAAGGUGCUCCAGCAGCUUGGCGAACGCACGGAGUUCUGGGACGUGUUGUUAAUUCGGAUGCUCAGUUUGCGCCUCGACCCAACCACCCGAAGGGACUGGGAGGAGUACUCUUCUUCCAAAGGAGCUGUCAUCUUCAAGGACUUGAUUACGUUUCUUCAGCGUCGUGUGACUGUCCUUCAGUCCAUCAAUUCAAAGCCUAUCGACCUUCAACUCUUCACCCAGCAGAAGAAACCAGUUCAACGGACCGUCUCUAGCCAUGGAGCCAGCCAGGUCAACCCUCGUAAGUGCAUCGCAUGUUCAGAAAAUCAUCCGCUCUACAUGUGCCAAAGCUUUUCUAAGAUGUCAGCCGAGGAGAAGGAAAAGGAAGUUCGUCGGCACCAACUCUGUCGAAACUGCCUUAGAAAGGGUCACCAAUCCAAGGAGUGCUCAUCAUCUACCAAUUGCCGUAAGUGUCGCGGCAGACAUCAUAGCCUACUUUGCGCAAACGACUCGUCAUCCUCUACCCCGAAGCCUGCCAAUUCAAUGCAAUCCAAGCCACCAGUCGUUACUACUCCGGUCAGCGAUUCUCCGACUACCUCGGUAUCCGCGAACCUUGCCGAAUCGAUCAGUUGUGCCUCCACUGGUCACCGCCAGAAAACCGUCCUCCUGGCCACUGCCGUUAUUAUUCUCGUUGAUGACAAUGGCGUUGAACACGUUGGUCGAGCCCUCUUGGAUUCAGGCAGCGAAUGUUGCUUUGUAACUGAGAGUUUUUCACAACACAUCAAGGCGCAACGGAAACGCAUCCACCUACCAAUCAGUGGGAUCGGACAGGCAGCCACACAUGCAAGACAGAAGUUUACGUCCACCGUUCGUUCCCGUGUUGGAGCCUAUUCCGCCGAUGUUGAAUUCCUCGUCCUACCAAGGGUUACAAUUGAUUUACCAGCAGCUGCGGUCGAUACUUCGACCUGGGACCUGCCUCCAGGCUUGCAACUAGCAGAUCCAUCGUUUGACAAUACCAAUCCCAUUGACAUUAUUAUCGGUGCGGAAAUAUUCUUCGAAUUGUUUCGUGUUCCAGGACGGAUUUCCUUGGGUGAUCAUCUUCCGGUGCUUAUCAAUUCUGCUUUUGGUUGGGUGGUCUCGGGAAAAUCCUCAACUAGCGUAUCCACCUCGCCUGUCGUCGCUAACCUCGCCACCGUAGCUGAUGUCCACCGGCUGAUGGAAAAAUUUUGGACAAUAGAAGAAAGUGUCUCUACAUCAUACUCUGUCGAAGAACAAGCCACUGAGGACCAUUUCCUGCAGACUGUAUCCCGCACAUCAGAGGGCAGGUAUGUCGUAAGAUUGCCGUUCAAAACCGAGAUUCUACCCCACGUCAGCGACAACCGUCGCACUGCCGUUCGCCGUCUACACUUUCUGACAAAUCGACUUGACCGCAACCCGGAGUUUCGCCAACAAUACAAGGAAUUCAUCGACGAAUAUAGAGACCUCGGACAUAUGCAGCGCACCCACGACUAUGAGGACCCAUCUAUCAAUCACUAUUAUCUUCCUCACCAUGCUGUGGUACGGGAAGACAGCAGCACUACGAAAUUGCGGGUCGUCUUCGAUGCGUCCUGUAAGACGCCAACAGGACCCUCAUUAAACGACGCGCUCAUGGUCGGGCCAACAGUGCAGGAGGACAUUCGAUCAAUUACGAUGCGAUCUAGGAAACAUCAGAUCAUGAUCGUCGCAGAUAUCAAAAUGAUGUAUAGGCAAGUUAUCGUGGACCCCAGAGACACCCCAAUGCAACUCAUCGUGUGGAAACCAGCUCCCGACCAACCCAUGGAAACGUAUGAGUUGAAGACCGUUACGUAUGGAACAGCUAGUGCGCCGUUCCUAGCCACUCGGGUGUUAAAACAACUGGCGGAUGAUGAAGGCUCACAAUUCCCGAUAGCUGCAUCAGUUUUGAAAAAGGACUUCUACGUCGAUGAUCUCUUUUCCGGUGGUCGAAAUGCAGCAGAAGUCAUCAAACUCCGAGACCAGCUAGAAGCUCUUCUGGCAAAGGGUGGAUUCCAAUUACGGAAAUGGGCGUCGAAUGACGAAUCCGUUCUUGAAGGUAUUCCCAAUGAAAAUCGAGCUGUGAAACCUUCCGUCGAGCUUGACCAGGACCAGGUGAUUAAAACUCUCGGGCUGCAUUGGGAACCCGCGACGGACUGUUUGCGAUACCGAAUUGAACUGCCACCGGAGAGGACCGACCAGCCCCUUACUAAACGGCAAACGUUGUCCCUCAUCGCUCGACUGUACGACCCGCUCGGUUUAGUGGGACCCGUGGUAACAACCGCGAAGGUUUUCAUGCAAAACCUAUGGACACUGAAGGACGACAAUGGAACGCCAUGGAGUUGGGAUCGAGAGUUGCCAUCGGAAUAUCGAGCACAUUGGAAAAGGUACCAGGAACUACUACCGAUGCUCAACAAUCUUCGUAUCGAGCGAUGCAUUUUACUUCCAUGUGCUGAAACAGUGCAAAUCCACAUAUUCUCGGAUGCCUCCCAGAUUGCUUACGGUGCCUGCGCCUACAUAAGGUCCAUUGAUGCGGUCGGUUCGAUCAAAGUUGCUCUUCUAACGUCGAAGUCUAGGGUGGCCCCUCUAAAGCGAACCAGCAUUCCUCGUCUCGAACUAUGCGGAGCAUUGGUGGCUGCGGAAUUGUACGAAAAAGUGAAGUCAUCCUUGCAGAUCGACGCAGAAUGUUUCUUCUGGGUGGACAGUACCAUUGUGCUCUCCUGGCUGAACGCUUCGCCUUCCAUGGAAUCAUGUGGCCGGGGUGGAGAAUCCAGCAGAUUGCGUUUCACGAGGGCUUCCUGCAGACGUUAUAAUGGAUACCGAUCUCUGGUGGCACGGACCAAAAUGGCUCCAACAACAGCAAUCCUGCUGGCCAAUACCCGAGACCACCGAUAA
Aedes albopictus (Asian tiger mosquito) is the source of this 3606-nucleotide messenger RNA. RefSeq lists its product as uncharacterized. The record is from RefSeq and is a predicted model, not a curated record. Lineage: Eukaryota; Metazoa; Arthropoda; Insecta; Diptera; Culicidae. The transcript is spliced from 2 exons. The coding region runs from base 1 to 3606 and encodes 1201 amino acids.